CAUACCACGAGCACUUCGGCGAUGCUCGGCUUGUCCUUCGCGUCCCUUUAUGCUCGUGAGUAUCGAACAAUGGCUAAUCUAGUUCUCAAGAUGGUUCUUGAUAAGGUUCAAGUAUCGCCCUGAAAAUUUCCGAUCCGCAGCAUCUUUACAAUUCACAUAUCAAGACAUACUCAUUUACUUACAAGAAAACAAUCAUCAUGCAAUUAUCAGCGGCAAAAGUCGCCUUCAUCCUGGCCUUCAUCUCGGCCCAGGCUGGCGCCCUCCCAGCUCCUUCUGCGCACGAUGGAUCCGUGGGACAAGGAAGCCAUGCCCACAGUGGUUGGCAGGGGGGCCAAGGUCACGGCGGCCAAUAUGGCGGACCUGGCGCAAUGGCCCAAGGUCACGCUGGGGGACAUGGAGGCCCUGGUGGCAGUUGCGGAGGUUCCUAUUUCGGCGGCAUGGGUGGCAAUCGAGGCAACCACGGGCCCAGCCCCGACGAAGAAUUCGAUGAAAUUCUUGAGCGCCGCCACAGCGAUGCCAAGUUCCGUGGACCCCAGGGCAAAACCCUGGCCUACCCUGCACAUUUCCGCGAUGGCCAGCGCCUGCACCAAAAGGGCGAACAUGGACCCAUGCCUGACGAGGGAGAGUUCGAGGGCGACGAGGACUCACACCUCGAGCGCCGGCACAACUAUAUCACGCAACCAAUGGCCAACUGGAAGUGGUGGCAGAACCAAGGCAAAAAGGGCGGCAUCCAAAUCAAGGCGGGCAACCCGAACGUGUACCCGAUCGAUAUGAAGGACGACCCGAUCAUGGACCGGCUUCCCUGGAAGCGUGAUGUCGAGGACGACGAGGUGGUCGAAGAGGACGAGGCGCAGAUGGAAAAGAGAGGAUGGAUCCAUCCUACGCGCCCAGAGCAGGUCGAUCUGACUUUCCACGGUGGUUUCAGGGACCACAAGACGCCGAAGAAGGGCAACUAA
Exophiala xenobiotica is the source of this 956-nucleotide messenger RNA. RefSeq lists its product as uncharacterized. Lineage: Eukaryota; Fungi; Ascomycota; Eurotiomycetes; Chaetothyriales; Herpotrichiellaceae. Bases 198 to 956 code for a protein of 252 amino acids. The record is from RefSeq and is a predicted model, not a curated record. The transcript has a single exon.